AUGUAUAAACAUCCUCUUCCACCAUCUUCUCUCAAAGUAUACAUCCUCCACCUCGAUCAUCUGCCCUCUGAUCCGGUCACCGCCGCCAACUAUCUUUGCCUCCAACUCAGUCAACAGAGUGGGAACGGAGAACGGUCGCGGGGAGGUUCCCGCCCGACGAAACACCGCACCGUCGGUGCGGGAAUGGGUGAUGGGACGAUACCCUGCGUUCUCUCUCUUGCUAUCAAGCAGAUGAAUCUUUCGAGUUUGGCGCGACUCUCGUCUCUCUCAACUGUAUUCGCAUCAAGAACCCUCAAUCGCUCCAUUGCCUUCAAACCCAUUUCUUGUUCUUCGUCAGUUUCCGUUCCCCAUGCACCCACUUCAUUAAACCCUAACCUCCCCCUAUUUCUCCGACCACCCACCUUCACCGCAACCUUAUCCGACCUGCAAAAAUGGCAGAAUUGGGCGAAAACCCUAGCGUCAUCCAUCGGUUCAUCUUUCACAGAUUCAGAUAACGGCCCAGACUCCGAAAUUUUACACAGAGAACUCAAUUGGCUGAUCGAAGAUGCUCUACAAAACCCUAAACCAUUACUAACUCGCAACGACUCGGAACACGACAUUGUUUUGCAAUUAAGAGCUGAUUUGGGUGAUCUUUACACUUUAUGGAAGCAAAGGAUUGAAAAGAGAAGGCCGUUUCAGUAUAUUGUAGGAUGCGAGCAUUGGAGGGAUUUGGUUCUUAGUGUCGAAGAAGGUGUUCUGAUUCCAAGGCCUGAAACAGAGUUGAUGAUCGAUCUGGUGGAUGAUACGAUCAAGCAGAAUGUAGAGUUGAAGGAAGGUUUGUGGGUGGAUUUAGGGACUGGUUCUGGCGCUAUAGCUAUUGGAAUCGGGAGGAUUUUAGGGGAUUCCGGGAGAGUUAUUGCAAUCGAUUUAAGUCCUAUUGCUGUUCAAGUUGCUUCAUUCAAUGUGAACAGGUAUAAUUUACAGGAUAAAAUCUCUGUGAAACAAGGUUCAUGGUUUGAUCCAUUGAUUGAGUUUGAAGGAAGAGUUGCAGGUUUUGUGAGCAAUCCACCAUACAUACCAAGUAGACACAUCAAUGGACUCCAAGCUGAAGUUGGUAGACAUGAACCAAUACUUGCAUUAGAUGGUGGUGAAGAUGGCAUGUCUGAUCUUCUUCAUCUCUGUAAUGGCGCUGCUUUGAUGCUAAAACCUGGUGGAUUUUUUGCUUUUGAGACAAACGGUGAAGAUCAAUGCUUGUUUCUUGUAGAUCAUAUGGAAACCAUUCACCAUGACAGCUUCCACAAUUUAAAGAUCAUACCAGAUUUUGCUGGAAUCCAGCGUUUUGUAACUGGGAUUAGAAUCUAGAUCAUGAAUUAUUCAAGCUUUAGUUGUAAUCUGUUGAAAUUAUUCUUCAAAAUUCUAUGGUGUUUCUCUUCAUUUGAGGAUCUUGCAUCAUACAUUUGGGGGGAGAAAAUCCAUUUUUAUUAUGAAAAACUCGACUCAAUACAUACAAAGGGAGCUGUUUUACAA
This is a messenger RNA of Lactuca saligna, 1506 nucleotides long. Lineage: Eukaryota; Viridiplantae; Streptophyta; Magnoliopsida; Asterales; Asteraceae. The record is from the annotation of a GenBank genome assembly.